UCGAGUUGAAUUAGAACGUAAUUUAUAGUAGGUAUUCGCUUACAUUCAGAACUGUGUAAAACGCCUGGUACAUGGUUUUGAAAGUUAGAUGUUUAAUGGAAAUUACAUUAUGUGUGGAUAUGUUCAACCAGUAAGCAAUAUCACGGUUGAUUGCAGCAUCAAGCGGCGCUACCUGUUGAGUUUGGACAACACACUGCUCUUUGCCAAAACGAAUACUGUCAACUGCCCCAAUAGUUGAUAUUUGAAAAUAGUAGAAAGGCAGUCUCCUUCAGCGUUUUUUUAUACUUUAAAUGGAAAGGGACGUUUUAAUUCCAUUAUGGAUGUAUUUAUGUCCUAAAAUAUAAAACAGAAUGGCGGAAGCAGAAAACCUUGAAAACGAAAAAGAAUAUUUUACACGAGUUCAUCUUGCCUUGACGGAAUGUGGUACAGAAGUUUUGUGUAAACUGUUACUGAAGAAAGUAAAAGAGCUUACGCCUAAGGAUCACCCAUCAAUGCCAUGGUCAUUAGACGAAUUCUUGCACUAUAAAAAGAAGGAGAUUUUGUCAGCUAUUGGCAAAGACAGAAGCAAAGAAGAUAUUAUCUAUCCCUAUAAAAGGGACACUGAUUUGCAAAAGUGGGACAUCUCUAUGUUUGUUCACGUUAUCUUAACUGCAUGCGAUUUUGAUGCAAAUGAUCAAAUACAUAGACAACUGAAACAUGACAUUUGUAAUCUUCGAGACCUGAGGAAUAAAGUGUCCCACAGGCAAACCCAUAAAUUGACAAAAGCAAUUUAUCAGUCUUACUAUGGGCGCAUGCAAGGUUCCGCCAUUCGUAUAUGUGAAUAUAUGCAAGAACCGAAUUUACAAGACUCCUUUCAAACGAAACUCGAUCAAUAUAAAUGCCUUGGACAUGUUUACGUAAAUGGGUUGAUUACGGAGAACCACAAAACUGAAGAGGUCAUACACGAAGGUGAUGGUACAGUUGAAAGCAGUUUGCAGCAAAUAAAGUCCAUCAUUCAACAAAAGGGACUAACAGUGAAUAUACCAGCUGUGGAUGUAAUGCUGGUGCUUCAAAACUACAACAAGGACAAUGAACAGGCUGUUUCAGAAAGUCUUCAUGCGCUAUUUUCAGAAGCAUUUUUGAAGGAAAAUAUCUUGGAAACAAGCGAAACACUUCACUGUGUGGAUUUCCGGGCAGAUUUAAAAAACGAAGUGUUGUCGCUUGUACGAAAAUUAUUUCAAGAAAAGAGAACCAUUGCGAGAGUAAGCACUGGCUGUCUGAUCCUGACAAUACAGUGUCCAGAUUUAGACAGUGUUAUAUCCCUCAUUCAAGACAGUAUAUCGGGAAGGCUGACGGAUCUAUUUUCGUCGCUGGAAGAGGUUAUGAGAACUGAUCCAUCAAACGAGAGUUUUGAUGUGUAUGCUGGCAUCACAAAACAAACUGUUGGAGUCUCCUCAACACACUAUUUUGCGAUGUAUCGAAGGCAUGCUCUUAUAACAGUUUCACCAUAGAAAGUUUAAUACAAAACGAGGGUGUGUCGAUUAGAAUUUUAAAAUUCCUUGGGAGCGUUCAUGAAAAAGAAGAAAUAAUGGAACGUAUUUUGUCGAAUGAAAACAACGAAAUAAGAAUGCAAUUGACAGAGAAGCUGAAACAAUAUAUUUCGCAGCCUCGAUUGGAAAUGCAAUGUUUACCACAUGAAAGAAAGGGCGAAGCAUUUCGACACAAGGACGUUGAAACAUCAUUUUUGACGCAGCACGAUGAUGAUUUUCAACAGGCAUUGAACGAGAGUUUUGAAAUUGACAGGCUCAUGGAAACAAAUGCGGUUCCAGAGGACCGUUGGCGGUUGCUAAGGUCGCCUUCAUGUAUGGCCAGUUCAGCAGAUGGGGGAGUGGAAGAAUUAACAACGGGAUCAGCUUCUGGACAAAAGACAUUUGAUUUGAAAACAAGAUUUCCGGAAAAAGAUUCAAGUUUUCAUCCCCCGCAUACUUAUCCAAAAAUACCGCUUCAUUUCGGGAGCGAUACGACUGAAGUCAGCAAGAAUUUGCACAUGAAAUUGCAAAGGCAAAAAGACGAGAUGAAGCAAGAACUAGAGGAGCUAGCCAUCCUUCCUGACACGCUCGACCUAGAACUAGAGCGACUACUCAUUCGAGAGCAGACAGCUUUGCCCUAUGCGGCAGAUCAGGAUCUGUGUGUGAAGAGUCUGACGGACCCGGAACUCUCAUCACGGAACAAGGAUAAAGAAAUGAAAGAGAUUCGAGCCAUUAAGGUAAAAUCAAAGUAUGAACCAAAAUCCAUCAAGUUUAAAGAAGACCAAACGUUGCUAGACAUAGGAAAGUUGAGACUUGAAGAGGAGAAAAAUGAUGUAAAGUUUGCCAGCAACGAUAAAAGAGCAAACUACAAACACAGAUUUCCGUUCAGCAAAAGAACUAGGUACAAGGACUUAGGCAAUAAAACAUACCAAAGGACUGGUGGCCCGAUUCACAGGUCUCUAAAGAUGACUAAAGACCCAUACUCUAGGAUGGCAAGCAGGUCUCUGAAGAUGACUGAAGACCCAUACUCUAGGAUGGCAAGCAGGUCUCUGAAGAUGACUGAAGACCCAUACUCUUGUAUGACAAGCAGGUCUCUGAAGAUGACUGAAGACCCAUACUCUAGGAUGGCAAGCAUGUCUCUGAAGAUGACUGAAGACCCAUACUCUUGUAUGGCAAGCAUGUCUCUGAAGAUGACUGAAGACCCAUACUCUUGUAUGGCAAGCGGGCCCACUGAUGCUCCGACCCUCAAGAAAUUAGGGGAAAUGGAACUGCUGGGAACAAACGGGUAUGGGGAAUUCGGUUUCAUAUCCGGGAUGGCUGUUGUAGGGGACAGGUUCCUGGUGGCCGCAGAUCAUGAGGAAAAGUGUGUGCGAUGUUUUGAUAUGGAUAGUUGGAAACAACAAGUAAGGUGGUAUGAAAGUGAACUUCUACCUCGGGAUAUAACGACAAUACCUGGUAAUCGUGUGGCAGUGACUUCAAUCUAUAAAGUAUGGUUUCUACGUGUGACUGAAAAAGGGGACCUGUUCAUCCAGUGGUGA
Messenger RNA from Mya arenaria, 3046 nucleotides. RefSeq lists its product as uncharacterized. NCBI's taxonomy places the organism in Eukaryota, Metazoa, Mollusca, Bivalvia, Myida, Myidae. The transcript is spliced from 24 exons. The record is from RefSeq and is a predicted model, not a curated record. The coding region runs from base 1568 to 3046 and encodes 492 amino acids.